GCGGCCUUAAUCCGAACGGGCGAUGCGAGAGGGCUGCUGCAGCGCCGCCGGCGGAGCCUGUGGGAAGAAAGGCCGCCCCGCCUCUUUCGCUCCUGUAAACGGCGGAGGGCCAGGCUGGGCUACGCGGGGGAACUGCGAGAGGGGCUCUUUCUGAGGCGUUUUUGUUACACGUGAGGCUUAUUCAUUUGGCUGAUAACGGUAAUGUAAAUCCUACAUGCGCAGUCGGCCGGUAUUCUGCGACUUAUCCCGCAUCGACAACAUUCACACAAUACGCGAGCAGAGGCGCUUUUUAGUGUCACGUCACGUCUGAAAAGGGCUGAAGCUGCUUGCUUAGGCAGGACGGGGAACUUGUUGUGCGGGCAGUUCCUGUCGAAGAUCCCGGGAGAAACUCAUUUAUGCCCGCAAGUGAAGCAUCCCAUUGUGAGUUCCCUGGGAAACUCGUCAAAAUGAGGGUUACUUUCAGAGUUUAAAAAUAUAUAUAGAAUCGCAGAAUUAUAGGCUAGGAAGAGCCCUUUGAGCAUCUCUAGUCUAAGUCCUCCCCAGUCCAAUGCAGUAUUUACAAUGCAGGGUAAGUGCAACUGGAGAAUCCCUGACAGGUGAACUGGGCUACACUGCUUCCGCUUGGUAUGUGAUAUGUUACUGCGGUUUGUGUGCUAUUUAUUUAAGGUUUGAACUUUUAAAGGAUACUCCUUUUUUUGCAAGUACACAAUGUAGGUCUGUAAAAUAUAGCCCAACAUCAAAUAACCCACCCAUGAAACAACCCAAAGGAGUCCUUUAGAUUUAAGGGUGCUGGGAUUCCAGGUUCUGUCUAAGGAUUUCAGUUGCAAGUGGACUGUGCAUGAGGCCUUACAAACGGGCGUUUGCAAGGAUUGCUGAUUUGCACAUGUGUCACAGAUUAGCCACCACAGAGAGAACUUUAAUAUCAUCUGGAAGUCACUCAUUCAGAAUAUCUUGCAGCUCAGGAACCUAUUGUGAUUUAGUUGUCAAUUGAAAUUACCCAGACAUGAAGUCUGGAACUGCCGUUUACCCUCCACAAGACUGACUACAUGUGUGUGGUUUUUCUCUUGUUCUUUUCUGCUUGGAUUUCUACUGUGAGGGUUAAAGAGAAGGUAAUCCAAAUUAAACCCAUGUUCUUUUAGAACUUUCUGGAAAUUGCUGGGAUGUAGUCAGAGAAAGUGAGAGAGCAAAGAAUAUGGUGUUUUUGUUGCGAUUAAUCCUGUUCCUUUCUUUAUUGUGUGUAGAUUAAGUUACAAAGCUGCCUGUUUUCUGCCCUUGGACGUCUGCCAUGCCACUGUAACCUUGGCCAUUAUGUGGGGAGUUCAGAAAAGAGUGCCUUGUGUUUUUAUCACUCCGCAGUAGUGAGAAGAGUAGAUAUGCAGGGAUCUUCUAUGUAUGAAGAAGAGGCCCAUUAUCCCAAGCAGAAGUGGGAGCCAGAGUUGCUAUGGAACACAGUGUAUAUGGAUAUCCCUACCUUUGUAAGGGACGCGGGUGGCGCUGCGCUCUAAACCACAGAGCCUAGGGCUUGACAACCAGACAUCAAAUGCAAGUAGAUAAAUAGGUACUGCUGCGGCAGGAAGGUAAACGGCAUUUCCGUGCACUGCUCUGGUUCGCUAGAAGCGGCUUAGUCAUGCUGGCCACAUGACCCGGAAGCUGUCUGUGGACAAACGCCGGCUCCCUCGGCCAGUAAAGCAAGAUGAGCGCUGCAACCCCAGAGUCGUCCGCGACUGGACCUAACGGUCAGGGAUACCUUUACCUUUAACCUUUGUAUUAGUAGUGCUUUGCAUUUUCAAAAUAUCCUGAUAGCAAGCUACUGCACACUGAAGGUUUUUGUAGUGUGAUUUUUUAAUAUUAUAACUCAGUAAGGAUUCCAGGUUGUUCCUGAAAGCUGAGCUUAGGUUUGAAGAAGUUUGUUCUGAUGCCAUCCUUCCGACUUUUGUUGGGCAGAGGGGCACAUUUGGUGACUUACUGCAAUCUACUAUCAGCAGCCAAGAGACCACUGAAUUUGUACUCCUUUGCAGUUUGUAACAGGAGUAAGCAGAAUUUGAAGCCAGGGGUAUAGUGGUUGUUUGCUAUUUAAAUAAACUUCAGGACUUUGUAUUUUGUACUGUUUUGCUAAUAUCAAACUGUUGCUCACUGCAGAGUUAAUAAAGAUAAGGGGACAUCAGAGUCCCUUCCCAUCCCCCCAAAGCAAGAACUGAUCACUCAGCAGCGGUUUUGCUAACAAUGUGGAAUGUUUCCAACUGUAGUUCCUCAGAUGUCUUUCUAAGCCUGGUUUUGAUUAGAAUUGAAGUUUAUGUCCAAGAUGUGCUUUGCUAUGCUAGUAUUUAUUGUAGCUUGCUUGUUUUACUUGCCAGUGUUUUUUUGGUAUCUACUGAAGUGCUGUCUGCAGUUUCUCCUUCUAAUCUUUUUUUUUUUUUUUUUAGAUAACUUUCCUGCAGGCGUAUUUACCAACAGUGGGUUCUAGAGAAAAGCCCAGGGAAUCUUGUUAUCCUAUUUCAACUCGAUUCCCCCUACCUCCAUUGACAUGCUUGCUGAAUGAGAGGAAAAUAGUGCCUAGUGAUUGGAUUUUGUUGCCUAACUGAGCUGGCUGAAAAGGACCAGGUUAAAUGAUGCACAAAAUCCUUGGGUUUAAUUUAGUUUAGUGGAACUCAGCUUGAGUCUUGACAUUUUUUUCUCCAUAGGGAUGCAAUUAAAAUAUAAUCUGGAUAUUGUUAGUAAUAGGUCACUUUUCCCUGUCUUUCUUUUGGGUACAUCCUGAUAUUCUGUACAGUAUUAUGAUGAAAUUUGGGGUGCAACUAUACAGGAUUUCCCUACCACCAAGCUUGUUACUUUGCAGUGUUAGGUGAAUUACUCCCUGGAUGUAUUCAUGGGCUGUAUUCUUGGCUUGCAUUUAGUCAGUCCAUAUGUAUGGAGGAUGGCAACAGUGAAGUCUUUCACCAUCGGCCCAGAUUGACCAUGCAUGUUUUAUAAGUGGAGCAAUGUCUUUGGGAUGAAGUUGCAUACUCUGGAGAAAUGUCUGUGAGAGAAAGUUAAUACUUUUCUCUGUGGGAGAAUGUUGCUUAAUCAAGACAUUAAUACAAAUCUUGACUUAUGCUACUUUUAAUACCAAAUUAACUCAUAAAACUUUAAUACUGUCUCUUCUGGGUCUCCUCUCUCCCAGUUUGAGUUGUGAAGACAAUUGCUAAUCUAUAAAUUAUUAUUGUUCCAUUACUAAUAUACUUGUUUUGCAUUAUUUAUAGUAGACUUCAAUACAUAACAUUUAAAAAACACACACACAUGAUGCAAGUGAAUACUGAAAGCUUUUGGUAAAAUGUAGGAAGGAAAACUUAGGUAUCUGGUGGCUAGGAUCUAAAAAAAGGGAUGGGGGGGGGAAGGAGGAGAACUGUUGUCCAUUCAGUCAGACUUUUCUUUUUACUACAUGAAAAUAGCCUCUGAGGGUUACCAUUGCCAGACUUCUGUAGCUUAUCUGGGCUAUCGAGCAGUAUGAUGCUAUGAUUAAUUUUUAAAGGACAAAUGAUUUACCUGUCUUGGAAAGGUGAUAUUGAUGGAAUAGUAAGGACAUUAAAGGACAUAAUGCUAUGAGGAUAUGUUGCUCAACAGUGUUCUCUUUGAAAUAAAGGCUAAAUACAUGCUGUAUUAUUAAUAGAGCUGAGGCAGAUCUGAUUUUUCUAAGUACUUUACAUAUUUCAAACAAAGCUGCCCCUUCCUGGUGACAUCAUCCACUGGACAGAAGUUUAACCCUUUCUGCUAUACAUUCAACUGUGUUUGCCCAUGUUCAUCCCUUGUAACCACUGACUUUCUUCCUCCCUCCCUCUCCUGUAGUCUUCCAUAGUCUCCCGUAGUCUCAAAAUACAGUUUAGAAAAUCUGGAGAUUCUGAGCAGCUGGGGUGAUUGAGGAAGAAGCAUUAAUCUGUAUCAUAAAGGUUUUUGGGUCCCUGCCCUAAACUUGGUUCACACAAGAAUGACACCAUUGCUCCCUAGCAGGUGGCAAAUUGUAUCAAGUACAUUAAGAACUGCAAAAAGAUUUGUCAGAAAAUAAAAAUAGAACCCAUUUAUCUGUACCUCUCUCCAAAGAGAUUUUGUCUCCGCUUAAUUAAUAUUGAAGGUGAUUCCCACCCUUCUUCUCUUGAAGCUCUUGGGUUGAACAGUUCCUGAUAAUUUCCCUCUGCCCAGAUAACUUUAAUUAAAGCUCCGCAAGCCACACAGACCAGGUUGAAUGCCUUUUAUUAGAUAUCUAAAGUAGAAAUUUCUUCUCUUUCCAUUCCCGGGUCUGUUUUCCAAAUACUUUUUCUACCCCACAUCCAGAGGAUGCUCAUAUUAGGGUCUGGAUUCCUCGAGCAUUCUGAUAUGGCUUCCCUGUCCACUGCUUCUAAACAUGUCCAACAUCCUAAACACGUGAAAAUAUCUGAGAGCUUUGAGUAAAUGGUUUGGCUGUAACAUGGAACAGAGGAGCUCAGCUAGAAGCCAGCCAAUGCCAGGGGAUUUUAUUGUAUAGUAGAGGGCGCAAUUAGGAUUGCAAACAUGAGAGGAGUUUAACACACACAGCCCUGCUCCCUUGCCGUGAUCCUGAGAAAAAUCACCCCAGGAGCAAACAGCAGUUUCUGGGCAGGCAGGGGCAGGCAGGUGGAAUUAGCAGCUUCAGGAAUCAUAGGGAUGGGGCAAGGGGAGAGAGACAGAGGGGGGGGAGCCUAUCCAUAUGCUGAAAUCCCUAUCCUGAUUAACCCCCCCCCCAAAAAAAAAUAGGGCUGCCAGGAGCAUCCCAGACGCAGAAAUUUCAGGGCCUAUUAUAGGACUUUGGGCCAGUCCCCCAUUCCUGGCCUCAUUUAUUUCACAUGGUUCUUGUGAAGAUAAUGGUGUACGGGGGGGCUGGGGGACGGGACUAUAUGCAUUGGUCUGAGCUCUUUGAGGGAGGAGCAGAAUCAAAAUGUAAUAACAUAAUCAUUACAGGAGUACUCCCAAGCUACAAAUCUGCUUCUUCCAGGGAAGUGCACCCAUGUUCAGAACAAGCUGACUCCUCACCUCCUGGACUCAAGAACUUGGAGCACAUAACACCACAGUCUUUUCAGGGUUCAGCUUCAAUUUAUUGGCCCACACCCAAGCCAUCGCUACUUCCAAGAACAAGUCUAGCACCUCAACUUUACUAUUAUUUUGACCUGUUAGCUGACCAAACCUCUCUUUUUUUAACCCAUCAAAUGCUCCAAAUAAUUCAGUAACAGAGAGGGGAGAUGCCUUCAGCUAUUGGGAAGCACUGCUAGACACACACUUUCCAUUCAUUGAAUAGUCUCCUGGCAUGAUGCCUUUAAAUAUCAGAGCUGUUUUGAUUUAACAGUUGGUUCAUAACACUUUUUUUGCUGUUUGAAUACUUGUACAUAAUUGAUUUACAGUUAUGUGCAAAGCUGAUCAAUAUAUUCAUUAUUUCAGUAUAAAAGCAUGCAUCACUGCAAUUAAGUGUUGGGGGGGGAGUAAAAUGGGGAAACUCCCCCCCCCCUUCCUAGCUUCUGCUUCUAAGAUAAUUAGUUCAUUGUGAUUAUGGAUAAAUAUUUAGAAAUUCUUCCUUUAAAUCCCAGCACAUUAAAGUAUUGGUGCUAUUGCCAGCUACAUUGAAGUGUUUCUGUUGCAUAUUUGCUUUGGCAGAUCCUCCAGUGUUCCAUUAUGGAGAGAGACCAUGAUGGCUUUCAUUUGUUUCCCUUGCUGUCAACUGCAUACAAUAGGCUUUCUUCUCUUGAUUCACCCAGAGUUUGUCUUCACAUGAGAAUAAGGACAAUUGGAACAGCUAUUGGCCCGUUGCCAAUACCCCCUUUUUGGUGGGAGUGCCCACAUAUGGUGGGAGUGCCCCAAAAUCCAACUAUUCUGGACAACAGCCAUACGGGAAAUAUGUAAAAUAACUAAGCAAAUAUUAGAAAUCACCCCAGAAUUGGCCCUACUAAGCAUCUUCCAAGACAAUAAUGUCCAUUUACACCACAAAGAACUCAUAACCCACCUACUUUCAGCAGCCAGAAACACCAUAACCAGACACUGGAGAGACCUGUCAGAAGUAAGCAUGGACCAAUGGUACCAAAUAGUAUGGGAAACAGCCUUACUAGAAAAAUUAACCAAUAAACUGAAACUGACACGGGGACAAAUAGAAGAAGACGCCCUCACCCCUGUAUGGCUCCCCUUUAUCACGUACACAGCCGAACAAGACAAUGACAAAAAACCACCAACAGCAAACAAAUCAGUAUGGCUAACCUGAUCCAAAACACCCACCCACCCCACUCACACAUCAAAACAAAGAUCACUACAGCCAAUCAAAAACAAACAACCACACCUUGGCCAACCCCAACCUCUCUCACCACCAAAGGAACACAAGUGAAUAGCACAGAACCUGCACAAGCGACGCUGACACAAAACCCCACAUAUAUUAAGUACACUAGUCCAACCUCCUGCAAUGCAGGAAUCCCAGCCAUAGCACCCAAGUUGUGUACAGUGGGUUAAGUACUUAAUUCGUUCUGGAGGUCCGUUCUUAACCUGAAACUGUUCUUAACCUGAAGCACCACUUUAGCUAAUGGGGCCUCCUGCUGCUGCUGUGCCACCACCGCCCGAUUUCUGUUCUCAUCCUGAAGCAAAGUUCUUAACCCGAGGUACUAUUUCUGGGUUAGCGGAGUCUGUAACCUGAAGCGUCUGUAACCCGAGGUACCACUGCAGUUCCAUUCAGGGGUAACGGCAGAUCAUGACAUGUGAAUGAGUCUUGUGCUUAUGCAUUCCCAUGGUUUGAUCCUGGUUUGGAGGGACCACACAAACUAGCAGUGGUAGCUACAGAUUAAAUAGAAAACCUGGAGUGUUUCCAGAUGGAAGUUUAUUGAGGAACCAGCACUUCUCAUGCCCUCGAGAUUAUGCACCAGAAAAGGAAAAAUAAAACCCAAGAGUCUAUGUGGCUUAAUUUAUUUUUGAACACACAUAGCCCUGUUUUAACAUAAUAAUACUAGCUACAUUCACAUAUUCAUUGAACGAGCAUUUAAAGAGAGAGACAGUGUUGCGUAGCCCCCACUCAGUGCGCCUUGGACCACUCUCUGUCUCUCACCUAACCUACCUCACAGGGUUGCUGUGAGGAAGAAUCAGGGAGGAGGGGACCCAUGUAUUCCACCUUGAUAAUUCUUUGCAGAAAAGGCAGGAUAUAAAUGUAAUAAUAAAUACAUUUUUAAAAUACUGAACCAUUCUGUUGAGUUCAUUUUUUACAAAAGCUAUGUGCCUAACUUAAACCCCUAUGGAAAGAAUGGUUCUCCUUAACUAUUUUGAGAAACUUUUUAAAUAUGAGAAAUGUGGGGGUGGGGCUAAUGUGUUAAUAAACAACACAUUUCAAAGGCCCUCUCCACCCAGGGAAUUAUUAAUUAUUUCCCCCCAAAAAGCAUGUUUAUAACACAUUCUGCUGCACAGUCUCUCGUGGGCUGGAUGGAGCCUUGUUGCUUUGUUUUACAGAGUUAAUUCAAUGCUUUGAAAUCGCUCUGGGGGUAAAUAAGAUAUUCAUGGGGCAGGGGGAUAUACACAAGGCAGCCUUUCUCGUUUUUAAGAGCACAAGCACCCAACUGAAUUCCAUAUUUAUGUCCUAAUGGUACAGCGUACAACAUGUGGCUCUCUACAGAGAUCUCACACUUUUAGACACAUUUUUCAAAAGGUCAGUUGCUUGCCUGAGAACCCAUAUUGAGAGGCUAAUUACACCAGGACUUCAAGGAGGCUCAGCUUGCAAUGCUGUGUGUGCUCUGUAGGAAAGGGUAACUGAGGGAGGGAGUCCCCCCCCCCGCAAAAAAAGAAUAAGGCUUAUAUCGCCUUUGAGCUCCUGUGACCCAAAUUGAAGCAACUAUUAUGAAUUAUGCAUCAACAAAAAAAGACUCUUGUCUUAAGAUUUAUUGCAUCUUAGUGACAGUCCACAUGGAAAUAACUUUAAGAAGAAAUAGGAGGGAAUGACUGGUAGGACAAAAACAGAAAAUAGGUGAAGUCAAAUAUUUGCUUUAGGUCCAACAGGACCACCCUUAAGAAGAGCUACUAUGAAGUGAUGUCUAAUUGGUAUCUUAUGUCAUAUGGUUUAAAGAAAAUACAUAAUGUUUAAUCAAAACAGCCCAAAGACUGUUUUUAUUCUGGUCCUAAAAUAUAAGCAUUCUAGAGAAAAAGCAUACACACAACCAGUGCUGCUGCUUCAAAAAAAUAUAUGUGCUGGUACUCACCAUGAAGUUGUUAAAGUAACUGCCACACUUUUAACAUGUUUUUUUGGGGGGGGAGGAGGUACCAGUACCAAAAUGUCAUUUAAUGCCAUAAUUGUGGUGAUUCUUUUGCAGUCAUGAUGUUGUUUGAAAUACUGUUGGCUGUUGUCUUGGGAGCAAUCAUUUAUCUGUUUCUGACCAAGAAGAAAGAGGACAAAUUAUCUAUGGGAGAUGGAUGGUGGGGCAAAGGACAGAAGCCUGACUCUGAAGAAGAUGCAGCUAUAUAUCCUUUCAAGGUGGAAACAUCAGACGGCGAGAUAAAUGUAAGAAGACUCUCUUUCUCGCAGAGUUUGCACAAACAGCAGGAAAUUCUAGGGUAGCAGCAUAAUCUCAACCACGGUUUGUUAAAAAUGCUUCAGUAGCAUUCAUAGCAGAGCUUUCCAAAAUGUGUGUCGCGACAUGUUAGUGUGUCGGCUGCAGUGUGUAGGUGUGUCACGCAAAUGCUUCCCGCACUCCUUCCGGGGCUGAAAAACUUAAUUACUGUGUCGCGAAAUGAUUCAUGUCUAAAAAGUGUGUCAAUAACAUGAAAAGUUUGGAAAGCUCUCACUUAUAGCCAAGUAAAUGUGCUCGGUUAAAAUUGCAACAUAAAUCUGAGUUCCUUUAGGUUUACAUUUUUAACCAGCUCUACUACCCCCUUAAUUUUAACUUGGAUAAUUUAAAUGUAUAAAAUGUGCUUAAAGCAUUCAACUGAGUCGCAUCAGUUUCAGUUGAUUUUUAAAUCAAGCCAAGAACUAUAGAUAUAUAGAAAAUAUGAUACGUGCUGAAAUGUAGGCUUGCUGCGCAAAUACUAACAGCAGUUAUUUUCUCUCCAGCAGUAAUUUUUACAAGCAGUUUUGUUCAGAGGUCACGGCUGUAUCAUAUUAAUCUGGAUAUGACCCUACUGUUGCCUGUGCUAUUAACAGAGAACAAUACAAUAACGUGUUGUAGCUGUCUGUUUGCAUUAAUCAACCCAACCUGGGCUAUUUUCUGUAUCACACAUCACUGAUAAUAGCUUUAAAACAAUGAAAUUCAGAAGGGUACAAUGCACACAGAGCGGAAUCUAAUUUUAGCUGUCUUUAACAUCUGCUGCUGUGUUGGCCCUGUCCUCAGUUCUCAGGGGAGAGAGCCUUUGAUUUUUAAAGUCCAGCUUCAUCCUAAUGGCUGUGACUUUCUCUUGUUUGUUUCAGGCAAAUGGAACCAGCUGGUUCUAAGAGCACUGCUGCGUGAUCGGUCAAAUCGUGCCCCAAAUUUCUUUCUCUUUCUCUCUCUUUGUGCCAUACUUGCACAAACCCACAUAAAGCUACUAUAUAGCCUAUCAGGAGAGUGGGAAAUGCAUUGCCUCCAAUGAAUGGGGGGAAGAAAGGUUAGAUAAAAGGGUUCACACAAUAGGGCAACAUGAGUGUUGGUGGGAAGUUAAUGUUUGUGACUUCCCCUCUUUUAGCAGAAGAGUAUUCCUGUGUUGCAAACAGCGCAGCGAGAGUGUACAGCCUCUCUCUCUAUCUUUCUCUCUUUAAAUGUCAUGUGAAAUAACCAGUUGAGGUUCAUGACACCUACAUUCUGUGGAGCAUUCACAAAAGAACUUAAUGUAUUGUCAGAAGAGUUGUUUUUGCAGUGGAAGUAGUAUGAAAGUGCAGUAUUCUCAAUAGAAGCGCAACCUGAAUUGCACAUGUGGGUGGUGCAGAACAAGUGUGAAAUGGAUGUCCAUCCCACACCACAGAAAUAUUGCAUAGAAAGGUCACGUAUAGGUUUCACACAAAUCUGUAUUACACCAAGUCAAAACUACCAGAAAGACACCAGUCACAGCAAGAAAAAGGAGGAAAACAUUAUUUUAAGGGUGCUUGGAAUAGUAGCUCUGUGGGGGUGAACUGCAUUUCCCAGAAUUCUUUGGGGAAAGCCAUGUGCUUUAAAUAUGUGGCAUGGAUGUGAUUUGAGAAAAAAAAGUAUUUUAACUUUUGCAUAUAACUCUCAUGUGAGUUUUCAGUUCUUCCUCUUUUCAUUUCCUCAUUCUUCUUUUUCCCUCCCACACAUUUGUGGUGUUCUAGUACUUACAUAGAAGACUUGAUGAGGUGAGGUUUGCCGAGCCAUUAGAGGAUAGUCGCUUUCGAUAUGGGUUUAAUUCAAAUUAUCUUAGGAAGGUUGUCGCUUAUUGGAGGAAUCAGUUCAACUGGAAGAAGCAAGUGGAAGUUCUCAACAAAUUCCCGCAGUUCAAAACAAAGAUUGAAGGUUUGUAGCCAAUAGUGCUCUGAUCAGUCUUUGAUCUUGCCUUGUGUUGCAUGGGUUUUCAGCAUGAAAUCAGUUUGCUUGUCCAUGAGUUUGUUAAAGUAAGAUUGCUUUGACUGUAUUGUUUUCUUAUUCUGUACUUUUUAUAUAUUAACAACAAUAUGGUAAAUAAAAUUUAAAGUCAUGUGACUUUAAAUUUUAUUUACUAUAUUGUUGUAACCCACCCUGGGAUCUUAUGGUGAAGGGCAGGGAAGAAAUCCUAUAAUUAAAUAAAUAAAAUUAGACUUCCCAAUUUGGCUUUGAGGUCUUUGAAUUCUAGGAUCCACAGAGAAGAACAUUUGUUUUUCAGUGCUAGCACCUUUCAAGUCUGAAAUUCAGAUCGGUCUUCUCUAGAGAGAAGAACUUCAGUCUUCCCUACACCAAAAGUACAGCAACAUCAGAGUGGAAGCAGUGCAGAGUUGCAGCACUGGACACCUUCAACCUGCUGCUGUGAUUGUAGAUAUCCGAUCCAUUCACAACUUGAGCUGCUGAACAUAGGGGAGUCUCUUUUUGCAGCAGCCUCUUGUAUUAUGCCUGAUCCAGCAGUGGCCAGUUGUAUGCUCCAAGUCAUAAUGUGACAGAGGUAGAAUCAUAGAAUCAUAGAAUCAUAGAGUUGGAAGAGACCACAAGGGCCAUCGAGUCCAACCCCCUGCCAAGCAGGAAACACCAUCAGAGCACUCCUGACAUAUGGUUGUCAAGCCUCUGCUUAAAGACCUCCAAAGAAGGAGACUCCACCACACUCCUUGGCAGCAAAUUCCACUGUCGAACAGCUCUUACUGUCAGGAAGUUCUUCCUAAUGUUUAGGUGGAAUCUUAUUUCUUGUAGUUUGGAUCCAUUGCUCCGUGUCCUCUUCUCUCUGGUAAUCUUGGAUAGAUUUAUGCCAGGAGUUGGCAACCAUUUGGGGCCCAUAGGCACACUAGCAAACUAGAGAAACUGUCAUGGAUACCAGCCCUCCCUCCCCCACCACAACCAAGCACACAUCACAACCUUUUUUAUUAGCUACAGUCAAAUGGGAACCUGUGGGCAUCUGUAUGCUUGCAGCUGCCUUGUUAGCAAUCCCUGACUUAGGCUACGUGUGGGGUGUUGUUUUUUAAAGUGAAGCUAGUGAUGCCUACUACUACAUCUACUUCCAGCUUGUCAAUUUGGCAUCUAGCAGCUGAGUCAAAGAGCUCAUAACUAUUUUUUGACGCUAGGUUCCUCGUUAUGCUAGGAAGCAGCGCACACAAGAUACUGGGUUAUAAAACCAAAGUCUCUUUUAUUGACAUGUGAUUCAGUGAUCAGAUGAGGAAAUUGGCAUAUGUGUUGGUCCCUGGAAUUUCAAAGGACCAACUCGGUGAGCACACUUAAGACUGGCUUCCUACUAAACAGAAAAUCACAAGGCAGCAAACCAUCACUCUCCAGAGCACCCUCACUGUAGCAAAUCUCAUUCUCAAUACCACUUAAUGAUGUUAUGCUAGUGACUAAUGCUACAUCUAGUAUAUAUUUAUGCCCACCUAAUCUGUUUUAAUAAAUAUUCUAAAGUUUUUAUGUUUAUGUAUAUUUUCCAUAGGAAUUGAUGUCCAUUUUCUUCAUGUAAAACCUUCCCAUGUGCCUGAAGGCCAGUCUGCAAAGCCAUUAUUAAUGGUUCACGGCUGGCCUGGCUCAGUCUAUGAAUUUUACAAAAUAAUCCCCCUCCUGAUGGAUCCAGGGAGCCAUGGCUUGAGUGGCGAGCAUGUUUUCGAAAUAAUCUGCCCUUCCAUCCCUGGCUACGGCUUCUCCGAGGCACCUCACAAGCAAGGUACGUUGCAUUAUUUUGAAGGAUCUGGAAGUGGUACGUGUACAGCGCUUAUCUUUGUUGUUAAUUCAUAGGAACAGAGGAAGCUGCUUUGCACUGAGUCAGACCAUCUAGCUCAGGAUUGAUUGUGGCAGGGAUUGCCAACAUUUUGGGGCACAUUUGUUAACAGUAGGAACUGCUGUGCUUAAAACAGACACACUCACAUACACACUCACACACUGCAACCAAGUGCACAACAUAGUAUAUCCUGUUGUCUAUGACAGAAUGCUUCUUUCAAUCCUAGCUUCAUCAGGGGCAGGGAAGGGAUUUCAUAAUUACCUUAGGUGGCAGGGCAGACCUCUCUCUCUAGGAUCAAGGGUGCCAAUGAGCACCAUGCUGGUGUCCACUGGUCUAUACUGGCUGGCAGUGGCUCCCCAGGAUUUCACAUAGGAAUUUCUCCCAGCUCUACCUGCACACACUGGGAGUUGAAUGCCUUCUGCAUUCAAAGCUGGUGCUCUGCAGUGGAACCAUAGCCAUUCCCAAGAUUAUUUUGACCUCCACUCUGUACCUGUGCUGUCUCAAAUAGAGCAGUAGAUGACUGUUUAUGCAAAGAUACCUGAAACACUCAAAUGUACUUGCUAGGGACAGGGAGUUACAAAUACUAAAGCUGUACAUAUAAGGUAGCUUUAUUUGUGCUUUGGCACCCUAGCCCCAUCCAGGCAUUCAGUCUAGAUGUGUAGCUGGGCAGUGCAUGCUGGUCCCACAAUGCCCUGCCCUCCUCCUGCUUCCCUUUUCUUGUUCAGUGCAAACAUUCAGAAAGGGGCCUCUCACUGCAUUCAACUGAAGGUGAUCAGAAGCCUCUGCACAACUGGGACCCUUGUUUUAGCAUUGCUCAGCAUGCUGCAGUCUGAGAGGAGCCCCCAUGUACAGGAGUGGGGUGGGGACAUUGCAGGGAGAGGCUUCUGUGCACAAGUUGUGAUUCAUCUCCCCUUUGUAUCCUGCUGUUUUUCCAGGCUCAGGGCAGUAAGGCUGCUUUUUUUGUCCUCAUCAUAGUUCUGUGACAAAGGUUAGACUGAGAGUGCGGGUGUCACAGUGAUUUUCCUGGAGAGGGUCUCACAUUUGGUCCUUGGCAUCUCCGCUUAAAGGGGGAAUAACACAGGAGUAGGGAAAGAACUCUGACAGAGGACCAAACUGCACACUUCACUCCAGAAACUCAUCAUAAGUUGUGCAAACUGAGUGUAAAGGCUAUUGGCUUUUCUGGCAAGGUGUGGAUCAGAAGGUUGUGUUGUCUCUGCUCUUUUACUUGAUGUAGUAAAUAAAUGCUCAGUGUGACUGGGGAGAAAAUUCCUGUGGCAGCCUGAAAUCUAGCUAGAAAUUAGUAUUGCACAGAUUGUGUUUGCACUUGGGAUGGGGCGGAAAGCAGUCCUACUUGAUAACUUUCCUCCCCUCUCUAUAGGCUUUGAUUCUGUGUGUGCUGCCCGUGUCUUCUAUAAGCUGAUGCUCAGGCUGGGCUUCCAGGAAUUCUAUACCCAAGGAGGGGAUUGGGGCUCAUUGAUCAGUACCAAUCUGGCUCAGAUAGCUCCAAGGUGAGUGUUCAUCUUCUUGACAGGUGAAAUGCAAAACAGAUUUAUUAUUUAAGCAGCAUAUUGGCUACUUAUGAAAAUGAGGCAUCUCCAUCCUGAUUUAGAUUGAAUCAUUUGGGAUAUGAUGUUCCCCCAUCAGCCACUUACCCCAGGGGCAGAGGAAGCCCUGUGACUCGAGCACCCUGCCAGCUAGACUGUAGGAACCAAACAUGCUGGAAUUGCACAACUACUUUCCUAAACUUAGAGUCCUGAGUGUGUCCUGAGACUCCCAAGAUUCUGGCUUCCUGAUGGGAGCUGCUUGUUUCUUCUCCAGUGGGCUUGGCCUAUAUGUUUGUUCAAAACGGCAACAGGGGGCCAUCUGAACUCCAGGUAAGUCAUAAAUCUAUGGAGUUAAAAAGAAAUAUUUUUGUGGAUGACUUAUCUAACUUUUGUAUAUUAUUUUAGCCACGUGAAAGGUGUUCACUUAAACAUGGCAACAGUGACUACCCUGCAUUUCAAGCAACUCCUUUCAAUUACCUUGGGACGGUAUUUCCCAGGACUCUUUGGUUUUGAGGAUGUGGAUGUCCAGCGGAUGUUUCCUUUUAAGACAAAAGUGCUCUACAGGAUCCUAGGGGAAGGUGGCUACUUUCACCUACAUUCUACGAAGCCUGACACUGCUGGUAAAAGCCUUUUUUUAAAAAAGAAACACACAACUUGCUUGUCCUUCCAAGUAGUCAAUUUAUCUUUGAUCAGCUAAUAAAUUUUUGUGUUCAGAGUUGUACUGUUCCAUGCUACCCACUUUCCCAAGUGGUGAGAAGUUCCAAAAGCAGCACUGCCAGGGUCAGGCUUGCUUUUGGAGGCUUAACAGUGCUUUUGUAAUGUUUUAUUUAUUCAUUUACAAAUAUCCCACACUUUGAUCUCCUCUGGCUCUUAGUUGAGCUGUUCUGGAGGACUAGUUAGCUUUCACUGAACCAUUGGCACAUUUUACUCAAUUUAAAUGUUGCCUCUUUAUACAUGGAGCUUUUGGAUGAGCUGACAAUGCCUGGGGGAAAACAGUCAAAUUUGAUUAAUGGGUUUUCACCUAGAUACGCAAGUGAAUUAGCUUGACUGUAUUGUUGUGAUUAGGUCUCCAGACUUCUAAGUGCCUCUGUUUAAAAUUAUCUUUUUUAUAACCUGAUUGGAAAAAUGAAUUAAGAAAAAAUGGAUCAUGCGUUCAGGUAUAUGCAGAUUAAAUUAUAGGGCUGAGUGACAAUAGCACUACACUGAAAUAAUUUCCCUAAUUGGCAUAGUGUAUUACUGCAUUGCUGCAGAAAUGGCAUAUACUGAUCUAGUUCAAGAGGACUCAAAAACAUGAUUGAAUCUAGUCUGUACAUAUGUUGUUUGUUUCUAUAUAUAGCAAAGGUGGAGAACCCCAGACCCACGGGUCUUUUGCAAGCACCAGGCCUCUCUCUCUGGUCCUAAGGACUCUCCCAGGCCAAACCCCGAGGUCACACCCCCUUCCCCUCCUUGCUUCUUAUCUUUCUUGAUCAUUUUUGCCUGGCUCAAAUGUGUCCUGCAACUCCUGAUAAUGACUCUUGCUUGCCUGAGUGAAGGAUAGACUGGAGUGAGUGAGGGAGCACACCUUGAUUAAAAGCUGAUAAUGUCAACAGGGGCCAGAUUAAGCUUGCGGUUGGUUUCUCUCCCACUACCGCCACCACCAAGUCUAGUGAAUGCGUCCAACAGUGCUGCCUACUUUUAAUGUUAUGGUUAAGAGUAUAGGCGGAAGGCAUCGAUGGCAUGGUAAUAAGAGGCUCUACAGAGAGCUUCGUAAAGGACUCCAUGUUAUGCUGUGGCAAAAGAUUGCCAUAUGAUGUCAGUGUAGAUAUGUUCUGAACCACCUUGUGAUCUUUGUAUGAAGGGUGGUACACAAAUUUACUAAAUAAUAAAAUAGUAAUAAUAUUAACUGGUGACAACAGGGAUGACACACACUGGUGUCUUGAUACAGUAGGUGCAAUGAAGGUGUUUAAAGACUCAGACUGCCCAAAGUGUCUACGGUAAAUGUGCCCAAAAUGGCACCAUCCGAAAAGAAGAGAGAUUUAUUUAUUUGUUGGGGAACUCCACAGUAGACUUUACAUUUGGAUUUAAAGGGUCCUAUCAAAGCUAGUUUUAAACAAGCUGAUGCAGGAAACACCCACGUGGCCUUUAUCAGCAACAGUUUUGAAAGUGCUGUUGGUUUCUACGGGAUAUUAGGGCUUGCAUAUCUGAUUCUCUUCACAAAUGAUGUCUGCGUUUGCCCUGGUCACACCACUGACUGUAUUGGAAAGCUGUGUCGGGUCGAGCAUUUUAGCAGGAUUCUUUCAUGGGUAAUCCACAGCAGGACAAAUCAGAGCUAGCAUGGUGGGAUAAUGGUCAGGCGCCACUGUGCUGCUCUCCCACCUGUGGAAGCAGUUCUGCCUUUCAGGGAAGCAGAGCUGCUGACAGCUGCUAUCACCAAUGAGAGAGGCAGGCAACGUAAGGAAAGAUUCUGGCUUUGCCUGGCCUCCAUAGGAACAUAGGCACCUGCCUUACCCUGCAUCAUGUCACUGGUCCAUCUGGCUCAGAAGUGUCUACACUGACUGGCAGUGGCUCUCCAGGAUUUCAGACGGAUGUCUGUCCCAGUCCAACCUCAAAAUGGCUGGGGAUUGACCCUUAGACUUCCUGCAUUCAUAGCACAUGCUCUACCACUAAGGCCCAGUCCUUCUCUGUUACCAAAGCUUUAUCCUACUGCUGGUUUAAGCUUCAGUUUCCCCUUAUAACUUAAAAAACAAAAUCCUCAAAGCUGUUUCAGCGUGUUUGUUUAUUCUGUAAGGCUGUUAAUACUGUUGGUACAUAAUUCAUCCUACAGAUCAACUUGCCAAGUGUCUCUUUAUUUAGUGUCUUGUCAAUCAGCAGCUGCUUCAGACAGCUGGAGUCUUGUGUUUAUUUGGGGCCGGGGGGGGGGGGAGAGAGAAGUUAGCUGAAAAUAUGUUGGAUGAAAGCGAACCCUCGGUUUUCAUUCUUGUUUAGGCUGUGGCUUGAAUGACUCUCCGGUGGGCUUGGCUGCAUACAUCUUGGAGAAGUUUUCUACAUGGACCAAUCAUGCCUUUCGAGAUCUAGAAGAUGGAGGACUAGAAAAGUGGGUGUCAUUUCUCCCUGCCCCUCUCUCUACGUUUACAGAUGCCUAUUUACCUUUGAUGCUUGUAUACCUAUCUGCACUAUUCUCAGAUUAGCGUCACAAUCGCCUCUUGUGUUGGAUGCUUAGCUGACAUUCUUCUUGGUCUUCUUUCCAACCAGAGGGCUGAAUCAUCAUGGGAGUAGAGAGGUAUAAACAUCUUCCCCUGUAGCCCCCAUACUCCCCCGUCUAUCUACAUUCUUCUUAUGUUUGGACUGUCCACUCUUUUCCUUCCUCCCACCUCCUCCGUGAGAUCCUCCGCUUCAUAUACAGCAGCACUGUGAACCUGGAAGCAACACUUCUCCCUGUUCUGCUGCCCCAUCCUGUCCCGGUCCAGCCGUGUUUGCUUUCAGUCGCGUUGGCAGACUCAGAGAACCAAAUGCAACACAACUUUCCACAGUCUAUUCAUUUUAAGUGUUUAUGUUGUGCCUUUGUAGUGCACGUUGAGAGCGGCUUAAUGCCAGCGCAACUUGGUUUGCAGUCUGACUGAGCAGGGAGGCGCUGGACUGCAGUGUUGCUGAAUUUAAGAAAUCAAAUGCUGCAGAUCAUUUUGGAGUUAGCUUGUAGCCCGGUUCUUCACCUGCUUUGAAGGUUUGAAACGCAGCUCAGUCAGAAAACUCAAAAGAAGAGCACAUGUUCUUGCAUGUCCUUGCUGACAUCUAGUGUCACCAUGCAUGUAUGAGUAUUGUGCAAACGCACCCCUUUGGACAGGAGAAACAUUUGUGAAGGUGGCAGCCUUCUUUGCAAGGAUAACACCAGCUUGCUCCACAAUCUAACUUGGGGUUGUUUUGUGGUGGAGUCCUGCAGGUUAAAAAUGGCUUAGACCCCUUUCUGAGAGGAAAGAAGCCUUAACUUAGUCUUUAUAACAAAGUCUUAUGGCCAGCAAAUUAGCUGCUCUACAGGCUUCUCUUAUGCCACCGUCAGCUUCACAUCUCCUGACUGCCAGGACAGCUGAACAUCUUGAGGCCCUAGCAGUGAAUUAUCUAAAUUGGACAUAAUCCUCUGGGAACUUCCCUUACAAUAAGUUCUGUUGAAAGGGAGUAGAUCUGUGUGCUUUAACUCAUUUAUAAUAGGGUUUUAGCAAAAUAGCUGAGCUGCCUUCUUUUUUAAGCAAUUCUAUAAAUGGGUAUAUUAUAUAAAUGGGAAGUGCUUGAGGGGUUUGCUGUCCAUAUUCUGUCCCUGUUCCCACAGAGUCAACAAAGAAAGGGCUUGAUUUACUAGAUUAUCAUUAUGUUGCCUCCUUAAAAAAAAAAGCAACAAGGAAAAAUAGAGUCAGGAUAAAUGGAAGAAUGUAUUCCAACAAUAUCCCAGAGACUCAAGCUAAAUUUAGGAAAUAGCUGGAGAUAACAUUUCUGAACCAAAUGUUGAUGUGUUGACAGAGAUCUUACAUCAGCAUUUCCCAACCAUGCUGGCUAAGACUGAUGGGAGUUGUAGUCUUGGGAGUUGUAACCUGCACAGAGCACUUGAGAGGGGAAAGGACGCGAAAUCUAAAGAAUAAUAAUGACCUUAAUAUUUAAUGGCUCCUGAUUUUGGUAACAAUGUGCCAGCUUAGGCUAAGGAUGAAAGAAGGCUGCAGAUGUUGAUGAUGGAACAUAGUUGACAAGUUCUGAUGUGGCUGUUUCUGGAUUGUAUUUUUCAGGAAGUUCACACUGGAUGAUCUUCUCACAAACAUCAUGAUCUACUGGGUAUCUGGGUGCAUAGUGUCCUCAAUGCGUUUUUACAAAGAGAAUAUUGGGAAAGGAAUUGGCACCCAGAAGCAUGAGAAGUAAGAGAUUCCUUUGCCUAUUUUAGAGAGCUCUUUUCAUACCACACACACACAUUUAGCUGCCCUGUGUCCUUUUACAGUUUUUCAUAUUUACUCAGAUAUGCCAAGUUUAGACAGAAAGUGAACACAAAGGUAUUCCUGGUGACUUGUGAAAUCCACAUCCAGACAUUUCAGUGUCAGCAAUAAUAAUAUACAAAUGUCCUAAAUGCAUUUGCAGACUCAUGUGGAUUUGCAGCAGGGCCAAGGAGGUUCAUGAAGCUAUGUCCUUGUACUUUUCUCAGGCAAGCUCAGUCAUUUCACUUGCAUAGGGAGCUCAGCGUGCGGUUGCACGUGGCAGCAGAGCGAAACCAGUGCUUCUGCUGCCACGCCCUGUGCCAGGCUCCCUGUGCCUCUCCUUCUGGGCAAGCGGCAGCAAUCUGCUUUGUUGGGAAUUUAGGAAGGCAACAGAGGCCCACCGGCAAAUGUGAUGGGGAUGCUUAGGGCAGAGAAAUAUAAUUUGUGGGUCCUCUCCAGACCUUCACCUCCCCGUUUCCCAUCCCUGAGUUAGUUCCAACUUCAUGACUGAGUUCUGUCCUUGCCUUUUACAUAUGCUUCUGGAGCAAGGUCUGCUAGCGCAGGAGCUUAAGAUAUAUGCUAGUACAAGGCAUUUCACAAAGCCUCAGAAUGGGUGCUAAGCCUAUGUUGCACAAAGUCUUCCACUGACUCAGGCUCAACAGCAUCUCCGCCAGAGUUUCUUCUACUGCCAUAUUUCUGGAGCGAAAGCGCAGCUUGCCCUGCCACAGCAUGUCUACCUGGGUACAGAACCUGUUGACCUGGGUGCAGAACCUGUUGAGCUCAGUGGAGCUUACUUCUGAGUAGACAUGCAUUAAAUUGUGCCCUCGACCUUCCUUUUCCCUAUUUUGCCUGUGGUUUGGAGUCCUGUUUGAAGAAGUCCCUUCAUUGUGAGGAUCAGAGUGACAUGUUUUCCCUCUUGGUUCUCUUGCAGGCUCUCUGUGCAAGUCCCUACAGGGAUUGCUUCAUUUCCACAUGAGGUCCUGCAUAUGCCCCAGUCAUGGCUUCAACAGAAGUAUGCGAACAUUGUUUCCUUCAGCUACAUGGCCAGAGGUGGACAUUUUGCGGCUUUUGAGGAACCAGAGCUCCUUGCAGCAGAUAUUUUGCAGUUUGUGGGGAAAGUAGAAAAGGGCAACUUUGCCAAGAAGUUGGGUUGUGGGCUGUUGUAAUCACCCUUGUAGGGAAUCCUCCCCCCACACUUAAGAAGUAAUUGAGAUUAAAAAUGAUAAAAAUGCUUUGCAUUUAGGGUAGCUUUUGCUGAAGUCCCUGGGGUGUUUUUCUUCUUUUUUUGUAGCACUGAUUCUCUUCCCAUUUGGCUAGAUAAAAAUUGAAUUGAGGCACAUUCAAGCUGACCUUGUGAUGAGUUUAUAUAGUGUAGUGCCCAGAAGAGUGAACAGUGAAUUAGGAUGACUUUCAUUCUAAUGAUUACUAUUGCUAUAUCACCAUUCAUGCACAUGGCAGUUUCUAUAAUCUUUGAGAAUUCCUGGAGAACAAGUGAGGUCCUUGCAAACUGGAGAUGGGCAGAUGUUGUCUCCAGCUUCAAAAAUGGGAAAAAAGAAGAACCAGGUAACUCCCAAUCAGUCAACUUGACAUCGAUACCAGGAAAGGUCCUAGAACAUUCAGUCUGUGCCCACUUAGAAAAGGAUUCUGUGAGUACUAAGACCCCGCAUAGGUUUCUCAAAAGCAAGUAAUUCCAGACGAAUAUCAUAUCUUAUAUAUAGAGAGAGAGAGAGUGUGUGUGUUACAAGCUUGGUGGGUCAAAUGAAUGUUGUGGAUGUGUAUCUUGAUUUCAGUGAGGCUUUUGACAGAGUCCCCCAUUAUGUCAUUGCAGAGAAGCUGGUAAACUGUUGGGUGAAUCUGUCAAUUUCAGGUUCUGUUUUUUUAUCCAGUCUUAAAUUCACUUCCCCAUAUUUCCACACCAUUUUGUAUUUUCUUUUUAAGUCCUCAUAGAAAUGAAUCAGCAUUUUAGCACGAAUUUCUCCUAAUAUACAAGUUUGUAAGCUAUUUUGCCCCAUGUACACAUUUUUGCAGAGCAGUAUGCCCAAAUUUUCUCUAAUUGUAUGUAUGUAAUUUUCACUAAUAUAUGCCUUUUUAUGUGCAUUUUAUCCCAGGGCAUGCAUUUUUGUGCACGUUUCUUGACUGGAUAAUUUUGAAUUUCGAAAGGUGGCUGUGUUUCAGUUCAUGUACUAUAUCAGAAAGUGCAAAUGUAAGCAGGUUCACCUUUAAAUGCACACGGGAUCGCAUUUCUCCCCCAGCCCUACAUGUAAGGCCGCUUCCUAUGUCUAGUUUAUAUCUCAAGGCCAGUUCUUCUUCCACCUCAAUGGGGAAGGGCCAUAGCUCAGUGGUUAAGCACUUACUUUGCAUGUUAUGGUCCCAUGCUCAAUUCCCAGCACCUCCAGCUAGGAUUGGGAAUGACCCUUGCCUGAAACCCUGGUAGGAGACAUCCUACCAGGCAUUGUAGAUAGUGCUGAGCUAGAUGGACCAAGUGGUCUGACUUGCUAGGAGGCCACUUCCUAGGUUCCUAACACUUAGCUUAGAAAUUGCCGAAGCAACCGGCUCUGGUGGCCACAGGCUGCUCUGCCUGCAUUAUUUAUCUGCACCUUUUUGUUCCUUUCCUUGGCUUUCUGAGUGACGUUCAUUUGUCCUCCCGUGUCUUCAUCCCCCACGUGUGGUCUCCUAUUUCAGGGCAUGAAGUCACCCGCCAGAACGCUCCUUUUGCACACCAGCAUCUGUUACAACGAGGGAACAUAGCUGUACAGUAAUUUAAAUUAAUGUUCCCCGGUAGACUGAUCUGUCACGAUACAGACGAAAUAAGUGGGAAGGAAGUUCACUAAGUGAUGUUUGCCAGACCCUGUUUUCCACUCUUAAGUGCAGAAAUAUUUUGCGUCUUGCCUCCUGCAGCAGCCCCAUUUCAGGGGCCCGGCCCAGGGAAAGGGGAUUGCGGGAAAGCUACUGCACACACCACUGUGCUCUUGUGCUAACCAUCUUUGAUAGGGAGGGAGGGAGUCUUGGGAGGCGAGAAUAAAUACUACCAAGAAAGCUGCCUUUGCAUACAAAGACUUCAGAUGCCUUGGCAGCUGCUAUGCUGUGUAACUGGAGACAACUAAAGCACACACACAGAGCAACCGCCACAUGGGAAGUAGAUGUCAUAAUGGUAUUAUUCAUGUUCUGCCCUACAGGCAGGCCAAGAAGUUCCUUACCUAGAAUUUAUCUCUUUCAGGCCAUUUCAGAAGCCUUGUGCACUUGUCACAGUUCAAGAGACCGAAUCACAGACUUACAGAGUUGGAAGGGACCACGUGGGUCAUCUGGUCCAACCCCAUGCAAUUUAGGAAUCUUUCACCCAAUGUGGGGCUCUAACCCAUGACCCUGAGAUUAAGAGUCUCGUGCCCUUACCACCUGAGCUAUCCCAGACUAAACAGCCCAACCUAAAUAUGAGAAUUUGGGAAAUACGUUGUAAGAUGCCACGUUUUUCUCAGGGUUUCGAGGAGCUGGAAUUUAUUUCCAAUUCCAAAAUGGCCCUGUGCAAAUGUUGAUGGUAAAUAUUCUCCAGGUGCGUUGCUACUCCACACUUCCAUUUGACAUCCAAAGGUUUGGCAGUAGGGACCAGCACUUGAGCUGCUGACAAAUGGAGAGGAGUAACAGCAUUUGAUAGAUGCCUUGCAAUAUUUUAUGUUUAUUUGCUUAUUUACUGCUGGAGCAGUGGCAGACUUCGGGCUUUAAAAUUUCAGGGGUGCCCCAUGCAAUGCCAGAAUUCAGCACCCUCCCCACCUCUCGCCUUCAGUUGUUCAUCAUGGUUGCAGGGCCCUCUUGACUCAGCACCAAGGAGUCUGGAAGGAGGAGAUAAUGAAAAGGUCUUUAUUUCUAUCUUUCGGACCUGCCAUUGUUAGUCUUCAGCUGCUCAUGUUGACUACGCACCGGCCUGUAGUAAUGAAUCCCAGAUGGGCAGGAGAGAUGGGGACUGACCCAGCGGAAUUUAGUUUCACACUUCUGGGAGCAGGGGAAGCCUCUGGAGGCAAGAGACCUGCUGUGAUUGUCUGACUCAUCAUUUCUGAGUAGGGGGUGGGAGGUUGGAGCUGACCAGGUAGGUCCUGGGCAUGGUGAACAAUUCAUUGUGUGGUGCUGCUGCUACUGAGAAAGCUGGCUCUGGACCCAAUGGAUUGUAACCACAAAUACCCGCCUUUUAGGGGAUGAUGACUUAGCAGGUCAUGGCAGAACUGCAGGCAUUUCUGGAUGAAAAAUUAUCUGGAUCCAUUCCAGUCUGGGUUCAGGACCCAGCUUCUUACCCUGAUGGAUUACACUUAUAGAAAGGAGGAUCUGGGGAAUGCAACCCCGUUCCUUCUGCUUGGUAUCUCAGUGGCUUUCGACACUCUUAGCCAUGCUCACGCACAGGUUAGUGCAAGGUCAAAAUAAAUCUUUAUUGUUUUC
Podarcis lilfordi (Lilford's wall lizard) is the source of this 23197-nucleotide messenger RNA. Lineage: Eukaryota; Metazoa; Chordata; Lepidosauria; Squamata; Lacertidae. The record is from the annotation of a GenBank genome assembly.